CACCCACACACAACACAAAAUAUACUAUACUUGACAGCUUAACACCUGUUUCGAGUCGUAUAUCCUUCUAAUUUCUACUUCCUCCCCAACCCUUCUUUUCUCUAACAGCGCGUUCUUUGGCGAUUAAGUCGUCAAAUGAACCUGCAUAGUCGCGCUUUGAGAAUCCCAAUCUCACCCUUCUUUCUUCUGAAGGGCUCUUCCAUUUCCUAAAUGGUCUUCAAGAGCUUCCAUCUCGCCCGUCAGAGUCUAGCCAAAGGCUUCACCCACGGAUACGCACAAUCAGUCGUUGCUGGUGUCUCGCAAAACAACCCCCUUGCCACAUUCCAGCAAGAGCGACUCCGAAAGGUCGGCGCAAAGAACCAACAUGCUUAUGCUUCGACUUCAAACUCGACGACCAGUGCUGUCAAGCACGCCUUAAGUCAUCAUGAACACCAGGAUUCCGGUCUAGCUGCAUACUAUGCGGCAUGGCAGAAGCACCGCGUCGACGACAAGGACUGGUCGCAGUUCCAGUUCCGAAAGUUGAUCGAGUGGCAACCCCAAGCCUCGACACCGAAGGCGAUCGCGGAGACAAAGGAUACCAGCGCCGUACUCGAAGAGACAUCCGAUCCCCUCCCCACACGAACUGGUUUCAGCCGCGCAUACAGCACGAGCCAGGUGGAUGAUUUCAGAAAGGCAGUCAAUGCAGACGAGGACAUCGAAAGGAUCGCGCUUGCCCAGGUCGAUGAGGCAAUUGCACUAGAGGCGGCGAAGUUCAAGGCAGAAAUCGAGGCAGCACAACCACAGGUUGAGGAGUUGUCGCCUGUCGAGGAGGCAAGAUCCGAAACCCCAGCACUUUCCGAAACUAUCAGCAGUGCUGCUAGCAUCAGCAUAGCAUCAGAGAUCAGCGAUGGAUAUACUGCCCAGCUACAGAACCUCGUCGACAAGCGCACUUAUGGCGAGGUCCCGACUGUGUUUGAGUCCAUGCUUCGAACUGGUAUCAAGCCCUCUGCUGCAUCUUACAAUGCUCUCCUCUCAGCAGCCAUCAACCUCCCCCGAGCGAAGCACCAGGUAGUUCCCAAGGCUCUCGAUGUUUACUCUGAUAUGCUCCGCCGACGCGUUUUGCCCGACACAGAGACGUACACAACCCUUAUCGAGCUCCUCUCUGUUCGGUCGUUGGAGGUCGUCUCGAUGACUCAAGCUUUGGAAGAGAGGCGAGUUCGAUUUGGCGGUAUGGAAGAGGAGGGCAAGUUUAUGCUCAGCUCAAACGAAACUGAUUACGACAUUCUCUCGGAAGACGUUUCCUUAGGUAUCGCCGUUAAGCUCUUCGACUCUGCCGUUGCCGCUGAACCUAACCGCAAGUUCUCCGAAAAGACCUACCGUCUUCUGGUCACUGCCUGUGCGGAAGCACAGCGUGUCGAGGACAUGGUUCGCAUUUACACCCACAUGGAGUCCAAGAAUGUUACCCCGGCCGCCGAUAUGUUCGUUCCCAUGAUCCAAGCUUUCGGCAAGUCUGGCGAUCUACGAAGCGCAGUCGAAUGCUAUGACGAAUAUAAGGCCUUGGCAAUCUCCAACAACAGCGGAGACGUCGAAAUUUCCAGGAAAGACAACGACGUCUACGCAGCCCUAAUCAAGGCCUAUGCCGUUUGCGAUCGUUUCGAGGGUGGGCGAAAGUUCCUCUCGAAGAUUGAGGCUGAUUUGGCCACCUCGCAAGAGGUGAUUGCUGUUCAUGACGUUGUCACACUCAAGGCCCUCAUUCCAGAAAUGCUCAGAAAUGGCGCUUUCUCUCAGGCAUUCGCCUGUGCAAUCGAGGAACUCAGCCCGCAAGCUCUCACUAUCGCCAUGACUGCCAUCUGCAUCAAGGCUGCCGACAACAACGCAAUGGACAUCGCCACACAAGCUUUUGACGCCAUCCCAGCAGAAGUCGACCUUGCUCGACCUGCCAUGGCUAUGGGUGCGAUGCACAUCCGCAAUGGAAACAUUGAGGCUGCUGAGGUCUUCUGGAGGAUGUUGGAGUUGUCUCCUACCAAGCCCGAUUUCAUCGAGCCCACUGCCAUGCACAGCAUUGCGCUCAUCGGAAGUGGCCACGCUGAACGAGGUCUUCGCCAGACCCGAAAAAUGUUCGCUCGCAUUCGCGAUUCGCAGGCUGCCUCAAACCAGGCCAAGAUGGAGGUCAUCGAGCAUAUCGAUGAGGCCGUCGAGGUCAUUGGGACCUUUAUGAUGAGGCGCGGAAUCAUGAUUCCUGCUCGUGCGAGCAUGGAACUGAUGUGGUCCAUGAUUGAGAACGGCGGCCUCGUUACACCAGUGGCACACCAUUUGCUCGCUGGAUUGGGCCCCGAGGGUAUUGCCGAGCUUGGUUUCCAGGACAUUACCCUGCUCAUGCAAGUUCAGUCUGGCAUCCUCCUCAACUCCAUGGAUCUCGACCCUUCACAUGCUGCUCGUUUCGCCCAUCUACUUGAAGUCAUCACCGCGACUGGAACCCCAGUUUCGAAGACGGCUUCCGGUCUCGUAGAGAAGGUUCUCGUUAAGCUCGACCGUGGCGAUCUUCAGCACCGUUGGUACAACUACAAGCACCCCUCUCCUGAACAGAUCUACUCGCCCGCUACUCCCUUUGUGCCGUUUGCUCCUCAGCCCGCACCAGCAGUGGCAGCCCCGACAUUCGAAGACUCGUACGAUCCCUACGCUGCUACCACCGACAUGAAGGGCUCCAAUGCCAUCACUGAGCUUCUCGAGAAGACCCACGGACGCUCUGCUUCUCACCUCAACGAGGCUUUGAUGAAGUUCAAGAACAUGCGCCGUGCUGGACGACACCCUCGCUUCUUCACCUACGCUAAGCUUAUCACUGCUGCCGCCAAGGAGGACCGCCUCACCCUUGCCCAUGACAUUCUCAAUCUUGCCAGGCAGGACGUUCCUCUGUUGCCUCAGUACCGUGUUGUUCGCUAUGGAUGGGUGACUAUCUUGGAUUCCAUGGUCGCUGCCUGUCUCACUGCUGGUCAACGUGGUCUCGCUGCUCAAUACCAUCAGGAUUUGCUUGACAUGGGAGCUGCACCGACCGCAAACACUUUCGGACUCUACAUCACCACUCUUAAGGAAUCGACCAAGACUUUCGAUGAAGCCACCGAGGCUGUCAAGAUCUUCCUGCGAGCCAAGUCUGAGGGUGUCGAACCGUCAUCGUUCCUCUACAAUGCUCUCAUUGGCAAGCUUGGAAAGGCUCGUCGUAUCGACGAUUGUCUGUUCUACUUCUCCGAAAUGCGCAACCUUGGAAUCCGUCCCACUAGCGUCACCUAUGGUACUAUCGUCAAUGCUCUCUGCCGUGUCAGCGACGAGAAGUUUGCCGAGGAGCUUUUCGAGGAAAUGGAGAGCAUGCCCAACUACAAGCCCCGACCUGCCCCCUACCACAGCAUGAUGCAGUUCUUCCUGACCACAAAGCGCGACCGCAGCAAGGUCCUCGCCUACUAUGAGCGCAUGAGGUCAAAGCACAUCGAGCCGACUACCCACACCUACAAGCUCUUGAUCGAUACUUACGCUACUCUUGAGCCUGUCGACAUGGAGGCAGCUGAAUCUGUCCUUGAGCAGAUCCGUACCUCCGGUGCCGUCCCCGAAGCUGUCCACUACUCAUCUCUCAUCCACGCUAAAGGUUGCGUUCUCCAUGACAUGGAAGGCGCUCGUAAGCUCUUCGAUUCUGUAUUGGCCGACAGCCGUAUUCGACCACAGGCUUGCCUUUACCAGGCUCUGUUCGAGGCUAUGGUAGCCAACCACCAGAUCGCCGACACCCAGGACAUCUUGAAGGAUAUGAGGCUCCGCGGAGUAGAGAUGACACCCUACAUUGCGAACUCUCUUAUUCACGGAUGGGCCCUCACCCACAACAUCGAGAAGGCCAAGGCUAUUUACGACUCUGUCUCGGAAGCAAAGCGUGAGCCCUCGACCUACGAGGCUAUGACUCGUGCCUUCAUGGCCGUUGACGACCGAGCCAGCGCCAUGGCUGUUGUCAAUGAAGGCCUUUCUCGCGGAUACCCCGCAGCCGUCGCCGGCAAAAUCCUUGAAUUGGUUGGCGGCGGUCGUCCCAUUACCACUGAAGCAACCGCUUAAACGCCUUUGCCUCAAUUUCCAUUGGGUUUAGAACGGAUUUUUCUUCACCACUUUUCCAUUUGUCAACGUGUUUUCUGCAUUUGUUACGGCCGAUAAUCCAAACUACUUAUAUGCCCCUGCACAUUCAGAUGUGCGGCUGGGCCUGCCUUUUCACCUUGUUUUCGAAGUCGCUUUUGCAUGCGAGGGUUUUUCAUUGCAAGGAAGCGACUUGGCGUUUUUCGCGGAGCAAUACACACUGGGAACCUACGG
Messenger RNA from Aaosphaeria arxii CBS 175.79, 4314 nucleotides. RefSeq lists its product as uncharacterized. The record is from RefSeq and is a predicted model, not a curated record. Bases 211 to 4065 code for a protein of 1284 amino acids. The transcript is spliced from 2 exons. Gene Ontology annotation, molecular function: protein binding. Lineage: Eukaryota; Fungi; Ascomycota; Dothideomycetes; Pleosporales.